ACUGAGCCAUCCCACUCCGCAGGCUCCAUGCUACUAUUGUCUCACUAGAGAGCGGGCUAUUUGCAAAAUAAAGGCAGCCUCCUGUCUCUGUGUUGGCCGCUAUGAGGGGCGAUACCCGGUGAGUCGCUGCCGGGUUUUACUGUGAGGCUGAGCGGCUAGCAUCAGCGACACCCCUCCGCCGCUUUCCCCGGCGCACAGCCUCUGCUUCUCGGCGGUCGGAUGCUGGAAGUCCUCGCCGAUCAGGGAGCGCGUUGGGCUUGCAGUGAGAGGGGAGAAGGGACGCGGAAGAGAAAGGGGUGGGAGGGAGCACAGGAUACAGGGACAUUUUUUUAAACAUACCAAAUCAGGACACAUGUUGAGCUAACGGGCCGCUCCACCUCCCUCUUCUCCUCCCAAAUGCGUUUCUUGCCUCAGUCGCUUUCCCGUUGCUAAUUAAUCCGGAUUUUAAAAAGAGAGGAAAAGGGAAGCCAGCGGUUCUCCUCUUCGGCUUUUAAGAUCCUGGCUCACCGCUUGGACGGACUACCAUGGAUCUGAGCAAAAUAGCUGUCAGCAUCAACAAGGCUAUCAACACACAGGAGGUCGCUGUCAAAGAGAAGCAUGCCAGGACGUGCAUCUUGGGAACACAUCACGAGAAGGGCGCCCACACUUUCUGGGCGGCCGUCAACCGGCUUCCUCUCUCCAGCAACGCCGUGCUCUGCUGGAAGUUCUGCCACGUUUUCCACAAGCUGCUGCGGGAUGGACACCCCAACGUGAUAAAGGACUCCAUGAGGAACAAGGCAGAUCUGGCGGAUAUGAGCAGGAUGUGGGGUCAUCUGAGUGAAGGCUAUGGGAAGCUGUGCAGCAUCUACCUCAAACUGCUCAUCACCAAAAUGGAGUUUCACAUUAAAAACCCUCGUUUCCCCGGCAACCUGCAGAUGUCGAACAGGCAGCUCGACGAGGCGGGAGAGAACGACGUCAACAACUUCUUCCAGCUAACAGUGGAGAUGUUUGACUACCUGGAGUGUGAGCUCAACCUCUUCCUUGGAGUGUUCAACUCUCUGGACAUGUCUCGGUCUGUGUCGGUGACGGCGGCCGGUCAGUGCCGCUUGGCUCCCCUCAUCCAGGUCAUCCUGGACUGCAGCCAUCUGUACGACUACACCGUCAAGCUGCUGUUCAAGCUGCACUCCUGCCUUCCAGCCGACACUCUCCAGGGCCACAGAGAUCGCUUCCAGGAGCAGUUUAAGAAGCUGAAGAGUCUCUUCUAUCGCUCCAGUAACUUGCAGUAUUUCAAGAGGCUCAUUCAGAUCCCACAGUUGCCUGAGAACCCGCCAAACUUCCUGCGUGCGUCCGCGCUGUCAGAGCACAUCAGCCCCGUGGUCGUGAUCCCCGCCGAGUCGUCUUCUCCCGAGUCGGAACACGUGGUGGAAACGGAGGACCUGGUGGACACGGACGUCCCGUCCCUGCCGGCUCCCCCUGAGGUUAAGUUUGAUGACCUGUUCGGCACUUCGGCUGCUAUCGAUCCGUUCAACUUCAACAGCCAGAACGGCAUGCGCAAAGAUGACAAAGAUCGUCUGAUCGAGCAGCUGACCAGGGAGAUCCAGGCCCUCAAGGAGGAGCUGGAGUCUUUCCGACUGGAGAGUGGCCGGCUGUGUCAGGCUCUGAGGGGUCGCGUCAACGAGCUGGAGGCGGAGCUCGCCGAGCAGAGCCACCUGAGGCUGCAGGCCGCAGGCGAGAGCGAGUUCCUGAAGGCGGAGCUGGACGACCUGCGGCGGGCCAGGGAGGACACGGAGAAGGAGCAGCGGAGCCUGACGGAAAUCGAGAGAAAAGCUCAGGCCAACGAGCAGCGCUACACCAAGCUGAAGGAGAAAUACACAGAACUGGUUCAGAGUCAUGCAGACCUGCUGAGGAAGAACGCAGAGGUCACCCGGCAGAUGACGGUGGCCCGGGCGGCUCAGGAUGAGGUGGAGGCGGUCCGGAGGGAGAUGCAGGAGAAGGUGAAGAGCGCGCAGGAGGCUGCGGACAGACAGGAGAGGGAACAGGUGAAGCAACUUCAGGAGCUGCAGAGAGAGCUGGUUUCCACCCAGACAGACCUGGACUCCCUGAAGACCAUCAUGGCCUCGUCCCAGCAGAGCUCGAGCGAAGUGCUCGGCACACAGCUGGUCGCCCUGGAGUCCGAGAAAGCAGAGCUGGUGCAGACUUUGUCAAAGGUGGAGGCGGAGCUCGCGGUCCAGGGGGAGGAGCUCCAGCGAGUUCAGAGCUCUCUGGCGACUGAGAGGGAAAGCGGAGUGAAGACGGCCGAGGCCCUGCAGAAUCAGCUCAAUGAGAAGGAGAGCAGGGAGCAGGCGCUGGAGAGCCAGCUGGUGGCGGCUCGCUGGUCCAGCCUGCAGGGAGCCGUGGGGGAGGCAAAGCGGAUCAUCCAGGACUCUUUAUCUCAGAUAGACGAUCCGGCACACAUCAGCUGCACCAGCUCUGCAGACUAUCUUGCGUCUAGAUGCCAAGCCUCUUUAGACUCCAUGGAGCGGCUACAGAGCGCCAGAGAGGCCUUCUUGGCCGACAACACAGCGGUGUUGGAGCUGGUGCGAGUGGUGACCCAGUGUGGCCACCUGGUGGGCGACACCAUCGUUCAGGGCAGCGCCACCUCUCACAUGGUUCCUGUGGAGCAAGCAGACGCGCUGUCGGAGAGCGUGAAGACGUGCGGAUCAGAAGCUCUGGCUCUGCUGGGCCAGAUGAAGCAGCAGGACAGGCUGGCAGCAGCCGACUGCAGCAAGCUGAGGGCGGCUCUGGAGGCCAUCCUGACCACAGCGGAGAAGCUGCGCCCGCGGGGCUUGGAGCUGCAGCAGGGGGAGCUGGGAGAUCUGGUGGAGCAGGAAAUGGCUGCCACUUCAGCCGCUGUGGAGUCCGCAGCCGCCAGGAUAGAGGAAAUGCUGAACAAGUCCCGAGCGAUUGAUACAGGAAUCAAGAUGGAGGUCAACGAGAGGAUUCUGGCUUCCUGCACAGAGCUGAUGCAGGCGAUCAAGGAGCUUAUUUUGUCUUCGAAAGAUCUGCAAAGGGACAUUGUGGAGAGUGGAAGGGGGGCAGCUUCCAUGAAGGAAUUUUAUGCCAAGAACUCCCGCUGGACCGAGGGCCUGAUCUCUGCCUCCAAAGCUGUCGGAUGGGGCGCCACGGUCAUGGUUGACGCUGCCGACAUGGUGGUGCAGGGAAAAGGGAAGUUUGAGGAGCUGAUGGUGUGCUCCCAUGAAAUCGCUGCAAGCACAGCACAGCUAGUGGCUGCUUCAAAGGUGAAGGCAGAUAAAGACAGCGCUAACCUGCACCGACUGCAGCAGGCGUCCCGCGGCGUCACCCAGGCAACCGCCGCUGUUGUGGCCUCCACCAAGUCUGGGAAAUCCCAGAUUGAAGAUACAGAAACAAUGGACUUCUCCAGCAUGACUCUGACCCAGAUCAAGCGACAAGAGAUGGACGCACAGGUUCUGGUUCUGGAGCUGGAGACCCGCCUGCAGAAGGAACGGGAGCGUCUGGGCGAGCUGAGGAAGAAGCAUUACGAGCUGGCCGGUGUAGCAGAGGGCUGGGGCGAGGAAGAGGAAGGCACGGGAUGAAACCCCACUCCUCUUCCUCCUCCUCCUCCACCCGUAGACCUUCUCCUCUCCACCUCCUUUUAUUUAUAGACACGCUUCUCUGUUUUAUUUUCCGCCUUCCCUCAGAUUUAUCUGCUGGUUAAAUCUAAGCCAAAUGAAAAGGUGCUUCUUCUUUUUUCCAAUCCCUCUCGCUUCUUUGUACACGCCAGCCAGAGUUUCACAGAGGUGCUGCGGCAGCAGGUGGGGGUCAGGAUGGAGGAGCGCCGCCUCACUUCUCCGCUGCAACACCGUGUUUGUCUCCAGUCCCUGUUUUAAUGACUGCGCAGCAUCGAGGAGUCGCACAGGAUACAACACGAGCACAAGGGGCCCAAACUCUCAGAGAGUGGGGGUGGAUCACGGUGUCUCCAUGCAGCUCCGCUGCUGCACUUUCUCUUCUGUCUGCCGGUGUCUGAUGCGCGCUACGUCACGAGCUGAAUCAGCUGAAGGAGCUUCCUCCACGCAGUUGCUCUCCAGUUUCUUCCUCUUCUGUUCCCACUGUGACUUUUUUAAAGGCCGAACGGCUUCCGGGCUUUCUGCCUUCCGCGUCCGCACCAUUGUAACGACCGGGACUGUUAAGCUAAACGACCCUCGUCCCUCCACUUUAUUUUUAAAGGUCCUUUUUUACUGUACCGGGUAAAAAUAGUCAGCAUUACGAGGAUAUGGAGCUUGGAGGUAGAGGUUGCUGCACAAAACACUAACAAGACGUUCUUUUUUUUCUUCUUCUUCUUCUUCUUCUUCUUCUUCUUCUUCUUCUUUUUUUGCAAUGUAUUUAUAAAUCAGAAUGAUGCAAAGUUUGAUAUUUCAUUGACAUUUAAUGCAUCGGUUCAGAUCUGGGAUCCAAUCACGUCAAGAGAUGAAGCUCGUCUUCAGGAACUUUCUGAUCAUUUAGAGGAAUCUGCAUAAGAAGCAUUUGCUUUCAAACAUUUUAUCACUGAUCACCUCCACAGUACAAAAAGUUGGUGCAUUAACGGAUUCCUUAAGACCAUGUAGCUGUGGGCAUAAACUGUAAGCCAUUUGUUGUUGCAAAGAACUGUUUGCUUUUCUUUCUACAUGAAGAUCCGGUGCACCUGAACGCCACACGGCUUUUAUUCCCCUGCUUCUCUCUGCUCAGACUAAUGAAGCGACUCUUUAAGUUGGACUCUCCGAGAAGAGCAGGCGCUUUUAUUUUUUGUUUGUUUGAUUCUCUUUCUCGAUUCUAGCCAACACCUUUUUACCUUCCUCCUGUGUGUUCACGCCGAUGACGAUUCUGUGUCUUAACGCUCAGCCUCACUUGAUGCUGUUGUUUCUUUUUUGUUUUCUUUUUAACAGGCGCUGCUCGGUUUGAAUUGGAUCAUUUUUCUUCCACGUAAAAGAGAAAACAGGGAGGUAGUCGGAAGAAAAAUAGAUAUUGCCAUCUGCUGCUCCAACCAGGUUAAAGCAAGCAUCAUUUUCUGUACUGUUACUUCCAGGUUGUUGUAUUUAAUCUCAGUUUUCACCUGGAGAAUAAUAUAUAGUCCAAAAAAAAUGGGCAGAAAUCUCCUUACAGUGGUAUCUCAAGUGUCUUGAAAGGUAAAAGUGCACACAACUUAAGUGAUGUUUGGUUUUCUUUAUUGAAAACCAAUAAAGGUUUUAUUGGUUUUCAAAACCCUUUAUUGAAAACCAAUAAAGGUUUUCAAUAAAGGGUUAAACCAAUAAAGGUUUUCAAUCUUUAUUCUUUGCUCAGAUGCUUUUUAUAGACUAACCUUUUUUUUUUAAUUUUAUUCCUUUGGUCCCUUUAUUGUUUUGGGGUUUGUGUCUAUAGAUCCACCAGCUCAGCCAGCCUUUUUCAAACUGCCUCAUACUGUAGUCAGAGACAGAUACUCACAUAGCAACAUUGAAAUAUGUCUUUGUAUAUUAUACUAAACCAAUGUUGGUGGGUGUGUUUUUAUUUUUCCAGUUUUUGAAAUAAAUACUUUGAUUCAUUAAUACAGACUGAC
Xiphophorus maculatus (southern platyfish) is the source of this 5545-nucleotide messenger RNA. RefSeq names its product huntingtin interacting protein 1 (gene hip1). Lineage: Eukaryota; Metazoa; Chordata; Actinopteri; Cyprinodontiformes; Poeciliidae. Gene Ontology annotation, molecular function: phosphatidylinositol-3,4-bisphosphate binding; phosphatidylinositol-3,5-bisphosphate binding; clathrin-cargo adaptor activity. The transcript has 32 exons. Gene Ontology annotation, biological process: actin filament organization; clathrin coat assembly; endocytosis. Gene Ontology annotation, cellular component: clathrin-coated vesicle; actin cortical patch; presynapse. The coding region runs from base 525 to 3572 and encodes 1015 amino acids. The record is from RefSeq and is a predicted model, not a curated record.